AUGCGCUCAUCAACAGUAUCAACACUUGCUCUCUUCUUCGCUACAACGGCCCUAGCUGCCCCAGCAGAGACUCUGAGUGCUGACGACUACGUGGUCACCGAUGAUACCGGCUACAUCUACACCGUCCCUGCUGCUCUCGAGUCUGUCUUCGAGACCGCCAUCCCAGAAUCAUGGGAGUCCUCUCUCAUCUAUAACACCGCAUUUGCAAGCUCUGUCCUCGAAGCAGAAAAGUCUGGCAUCUUGCCAGACUGGUACAGCAGCCUUCCUGAGAGCGCAAAGCAAUUUUACAGUACUCUGGUAGAUGGUGAAGAUGCCUACCUUUCUGGAACUGUAUCCGAUGCUACAGCUACGGGCACAGCUACAGGCAAAGCCACAGCUACCUCCGGCGCUAUCGUCACUAGCAGCUCGCACGCUAUAACUAGCACCCCGUUGACUGCUACUAAGACUCGCACCACAAGCACCACUAGCUCUGAUUCCACUUCUACCUCUACCGAUUCUGAGACUACUACCUCUGAUUCAGACUCUUCAUCCACCUCGUCGGCCUCUACUAGCACUUCUACUGGUGGUGCCCCUGCUGCUACUGGCAGCGUUGCCGUCGGUAUUGCUGGUGCCUUUGGUAUUCUGGGUCUUGCCCUUGCCUUGUAA
Messenger RNA from Penicillium taxi, 645 nucleotides. RefSeq lists its product as uncharacterized. The transcript has a single exon. Lineage: Eukaryota; Fungi; Ascomycota; Eurotiomycetes; Eurotiales; Aspergillaceae. The record is from RefSeq and is a predicted model, not a curated record. The coding region runs from base 1 to 645 and encodes 214 amino acids.